AUGUGGUGAUGAUCAUGAUCCACAUAUCUUCCGUUCCCGUCAACACUCAACACCAACACUGCGACCUCUUCUCCUCGAUCACACGGCCACAAACUCCCAAUCAACCACGAUCGUCCGAUCUCAAUCAAACGCUCCUCAUCGAAUCCCACUCCCACUCGCCAUCUUCCAUCGUUCCGUAUAUAUUGUUUCACUCAACACCAAAAACAAAAAAGAAAAGCUUCAUCGUAACCUGCGAACUCCACUCUCCGCUUCCACUGCUACCUUUCUCUUCUUUUUCCUUUUUGUUCUCUCAACCUUCACUUAAACGAAUAACCUAGAAGACAAGUUAAAAAAAAAAAACUAAAACCUUCGAUCUUUGUUGUUGUUGUUGUUGUUUUUGAAUUUCGACCACCGCGUGCGCCACCGUGCGCGGCCUGCGAUGUUGCCGGCGCCACCGGGAGCUACAACAACAACCGUCGUGGUGAGAAUCUCGCGCUACAGAUCGCGCGGCGAGCAUUGAUAAAGAAGAAAAAAACCACGUGGGUCCCACACCGAUGGAAGCUCAGAAGAAAACCCAAACCCAAACCAAACUCACCCGAACCCAAUCCUCUCUGCUUCGGUGUUCCUCUCCCACCACCACCACGCGUUCUUCCGUUCAUAGCCUCUCUUCGGUCAACGAAGACUUUUUUCCAGAAGAAGAAAAGUCCUCCUCCGAUACGAGCAGCAAGAGAAAGAAGAAGAAUAAUAAACCAAUUAGACUUAGACCCGGUUCGAUCCGGUUCUCGUUGGCUGGACCGGUUCUUGGGUUCUUCACCGCGUGCACGUUCUUCUCCUACUUCCUCUACCUCGGUUCACGCGCCGCCGCGGCAACCUCCGAGAACGUGUUGGCGGUGCUGGUGUUCCUCGCGGCGACGCUCUAUUUCCUGAACCGGAACAAGUCACUGAUCCAGCGAACUUUCUCGGUCCUCAAGCACGCGUGGGAUGGAAACCUGAAAAGACUCGGUUUCUCGACAAAGGGUAGCGAGAAACCGGUUCAGUGGUUCAUCGGCGAUGACGCUACCAUGAGUAGUAGGGAGGAGGGUAUGAACAAACAUAAGAAGAAUAAGAAUAAAAUUAACAACGAUGUUGUUGUUGAUGUUGAUGUUGGUGAAGGUGAUGUCAUAGAAGGUGUAGAGUUUUAUAGCAACGGGGAUUUUUAUGAGGGAGAGUUUCAUGGAGGAAGGUGUAGUGGGAGUGGAGUGUACCACUAUUUUGAGAGUGGGAGGUAUGAGGGGGAAUGGGUGGAUGGGAAGUAUGAUGGGUAUGGAAUAGAGAGUUGGGCUAGGGGGAGUAAAUAUAAGGGGUGUUAUAAGCAAGGUUUGAGGCAUGGGUUUGGGGUGUAUAAGUUUUACACUGGGGAUUCCUAUGCUGGUGAGUGGUGUAAUGGGCAGAGUCAUGGGGUGGGGGUGCAGGCUUGCUCUGAUGGGAGUUGCUAUGUUGGGGAGUUUAAGUUUGGGGUCAAGCAUGGACUUGGAUGUUACCAUUUCAGAAACGGAGAUAGGUAUGCUGGAGAGUACUUUGGAGAUAAAAUACAUGGCUUUGGUGUCUACCACUUUGCCAAUGGCCACUAUUACGAAGGUUCAUGGCACGAAGGUCGUAGGCAAGGUUAUGGCAUGUAUAUGUUUCGAAAUGGUGAUGGAAGAUGUGGUGAAUGGGAUGCUGGCAACCUCAAACUCUCUCUACCACCACAAAAUGAUGCUAUCAUUCGCACAGUUCAGGCUGCUAGGAAAACAGCUGAAAAUGCUAUAAAUCUUCCCCGGAAGGAUGACCACGUGAACAAGGCAGUAAUUGCUGCAAACAGGGCUGCCACUGCUGCUAGAGUUGCUGCAGUGAAAGCUGUUCAGAACCAAAUGGGUGGAAAAUUUUGCGAUAUUGAUGUCUGAGUUUAGGUGUUAGCUAGCUUUUGUUUGAAAAUUGUAAAUUUUUACUAGUAGUACCAGUUUUAAGUACUUGGAAGAUGCUACCCCGGUGAGGAAAAGCUCAUUGGAGGUUGAAGAGUAUGUUCUGAUGUUUGUUUCACAACACAACAUGUACAUAAACCCAUGUAUAUCAAUGAAAAGAUGCAUUUUCAAAAGUACCACUUUCUUGAUUAAA
Glycine soja is the source of this 2112-nucleotide messenger RNA. RefSeq lists its product as uncharacterized. The transcript has 3 exons. The coding region runs from base 534 to 1901 and encodes 455 amino acids. The record is from RefSeq and is a predicted model, not a curated record. Lineage: Eukaryota; Viridiplantae; Streptophyta; Magnoliopsida; Fabales; Fabaceae.